CCGGCAGGGGAUUCGUUUCCAGGUUUAUUUUUAUUUCCUUAGGAAUUUUACCGAUCGGAGCGGGGGGAAAAGAAGCAACAAAAGCCCCUGCGACGGGGAAAUCGAGGCACGUCGGAGGGAAGAGGCGAAACCAUCCGGCCCUUCAUCCCGGUGGGACGCGGACGCCGUCGCUCCAUUAUUUUUAAAGCCCGCGUUGCUGAGGUCUAGGAAGACAACCGUCUCUUGAGUCGACGUGGAAGAGCUUCGCUCCUCGCCACGAUGUCCACCAAGGUGCCGAUCUACCUGAAGAGGGGCAGCAGGAAGGGGAAGAAGGAGAAGCUCCGCGACAUCCUCUCCUCCGACAUGAUCAGCCCGCCCUUGGGGGACUUCAGGCACACGAUUCACAUCGGCAGCGGCGGAGAGAGCGACAUGUUUGGGGACAUCUCCUUCCUUCAGGGCAAGUUCCACCUCCUCCCCAGGACCGAAGGCAGCUUCGAUUCCGACAAGGACAGCCCCGACGCGGCACCGUUCGAGUUCUCCAGGACGGCCACCAUCUCCGGACGCGAACAGUCGUCCUCGGAGACUUCAUCUCCCCUCCUCAAAAAUGCCAUCUCCUUGCCCGUCAUCGGGGGGCCGCAAGCAUUGACGCUACCCUCAGCGCAAGCCCCCCCGAAACCGCCGCGGUUGCACCUCGACGACAAAGCGCCGCUGGCGCGAGGGGAGGAGGAUGGCGAAGGCAGGAGCGCCGCCGCCCCGCCGCAUCCCUGCGCCUCGCGUUUCGUCGCCUCGACGAACGGCUUCGCCGAGGAGAAGGGCGACGCCGAGCCGCCCUUCCUCUCCCACGCCGGCUCCCUCCUCUCCCUCCACGUGGAUUUGGGGCCGUCCAUUUUGGAGGACGUCCUGCAAGUGAUGGAGAAACACCAGGCAGAGAGAGUGGGUGGAUCUCUACAGGAUUCGGGCAGGCAGGAGAUCUUGACGUGAAGACGACUGAAGAUUAAGACGUUGAGAAAUGGAUUAUUCUUAUUUUUGGGGUUUGUUUUUUUUUUUUUUAAGCAGCUCUUCUAUUACAGCUUGAACUCACAAGUCUGCCUCCACGCGCCUUCCUCAAGCGGUGCGCUGACGGCGAUGUGUUGUUUCCUCUCGCAGAGCCCGUCGUGCGAACGGGCCGCGAGCGGUUCACCCUCUGCGCCGCUCCCCGGCAGCCUCCGCCUGUUCCCUCAGCGCGGGGAGGAGGAGAAAAUAAAACACCCUACGAAGCCAAGACGACACAGGCGGCGCCCGCCGCCGGGUCGUGCCGCUUGUCCGUACCGACUGCACCUUUAGCGAUGGAUCCGAACCACAGGACUGCGCCGACCGGUAGAAAAUAAGAGACCGCGUCGUUCUAAACCCUUGUUGUACUGGAUGGGGUGAAACGGCGAUGGUUGAAUUCCCAAAUGUCUCGGUCGGGAGGAGUGUGGGGGUUCGGGGCGGGGGGAGUGGAUUUUGGGGGUGUUUUCCACUUGAAAAGGGGCUGUGGUUUGCACUCAGGCAGGGCGAAGGUGUGACGCUCGCUGUUUGCCCAACCACCAGAAUCAUCAAGGUGAUGUCAAAUGUCAGCCUUUGACUUAAUUUUGUGAAGAUCCCACAAAUCGGUAAAUCUGGGGGUUACGUGGCAAAAGGCUCCAUCGGGCUUUCACGUUGCUUCGUCUCUAAGGAAAAGCUUAAAAACUCGCUGCGGAGAAGCUAAAAAAACCCCUCUCGGGCUGUAUUUUGGCAACUAAAUCCGUGGCUGGAGCUCGGGGUUGGAAUUUGAAGUCGUAAAUAAGAUGCAAACAACAACAAAAAACUAUGUUAAGUGAAGGGUGAGCGACCCCCGGGGCGGAUUCCUGCACGAUGGGGUGAAAUUCAUUCUCCCGAAAGCCGCCGUCUCCAUCAAUCGCAGAUUGUUUGGAUGGACGGAGGAAGGAGGGGGUGAAACGCUUCGGCACGCAGAAAGGAAUGCGAAUCCCUUCUGCUUUUUUUAAAAAAAUAAUAAUUAAAGUAAUAAUAAAAAAAAAAUCCCUGGAAAGGCCAAUUCUGCUGACGUCGGGGUGAAAGACCUUAACGCUCGGCCCCGAGGGCUUUCAUUCUCUCCCAGUCUCUGAAUCGAGGACAAGGGAGGCCUGUAGGACGCGGUAACGGUGUAAAAGCAAGCGGGACCUCGUUUCCUAGAUGCCGUUGUUAAUUAACUGCAUCGUUUUGCACCGAUUCUGAUAGUUUUAGCCCAGAACGAGGCCGGGAGACGCCCCUAAUAAGGAAUUAAGGCACCUCUUGAAGAGCACACUGACUUUUUUGCUGGUUUGCCGGAGCCUGACCCUGUAUUUCUUCACAUCCUCGAUUUGCUGUUUCAUACAGGUAUCGUUAGAAAAUGAGUCAUUAGAAUAACGAGCUCGUAGCUCGUCACCGCACGACCGUGUCCCGGCUCUUCCUUGCACCCGGCGGGGUGCUCCCACCGUAACCCCAAAACACUCCAUUUUGAGUUGAAACACCAAUGAUUUGGGGUUAAAGCCAUUUUUUUUUUCCCCAAGCUUUCAGUCUGCAAAAUAAUUAAGAAAAUGAGGUUAAUUGAGCUCGAUUCAGGCGGCCGCCGGAUUUAAUUUCUAUUUGAUUUUACGCUGUUCUGGUUCAAUCCUUACCUGGUCUAAACUGACGGCGCUGCCUCCUAACAGCACCCGUCCACGUGGCGAUGACUCCUUUUUAUUUAUUUUAGCAUUUUUCUAACGAAAAAUAAUUCCAGUGACAGAAUGGGGGCGUUUUAGAGCAUCGUUUAUAAUUAAUUUCCCCCGGUGGUGGCGUAUUUUGCUGGGAGAUGAGCCCACCUCGGUUUCCCAAUCCGCUCUUCGCUUGCCAACGCGCCACAGCUCCUCUUCAGUCACAAAAUCUUAACGGGAAAAAAGCUUGGAAUGGAUAAUUUGGGGUGGUUUUCAGCAGUUUUCUUACGUGGCCCAACAUCCUCGUGUGGGGUAGGGUGGGUUGCGAUGAUGCGGCCGUGCUCAUUUUCCUGGGUUUCACCUUAAUUAGCGAAUUAAAUUGAGCUGAGGAUGAUGUUUUGAGUUCA
This is a messenger RNA of Phalacrocorax carbo (great cormorant), 3055 nucleotides long. NCBI's taxonomy places the organism in Eukaryota, Metazoa, Chordata, Aves, Suliformes, Phalacrocoracidae. The record is from RefSeq and is a predicted model, not a curated record.